This is a messenger RNA of Cornus florida, 3093 nucleotides long. Its product is annotated as PH, RCC1 and FYVE domains-containing protein 1. The transcript has 9 exons. The record is from RefSeq and is a predicted model, not a curated record. Gene Ontology annotation, molecular function: metal ion binding. Lineage: Eukaryota; Viridiplantae; Streptophyta; Magnoliopsida; Cornales; Cornaceae. The coding region runs from base 1 to 3093 and encodes 1030 amino acids.
AUGGAAAUUGUUGGAUCAUGGUUUAAUAUUCUGAGAAGAUUUUUUCAUGAUGGGCUACUUGAAAUUCUAUUUCUGUGUUUUAGCACCAAACUACAUGUGAAGUUUUUUUUUUAUGGGGAACCUUUGGACAUUGUUUUGUCAUCUCUUAGAGGUUUGGUGUUCUCCAAAUGGGUUUUAUGCUAUGCAAGGGACAUACUUGAUAUUGCAGCAGGAAUGGCUGAUCUACAGAGGAGUAGUCUUGGUGAGAGAAAUGUUGAGCAGGCCAUUACAGCCCUGAAGAGAGGGUCAUAUCUAUUAAAGUAUGGGCGCAGAGGGAAGCCAAAAUUCUGUCCAUUUCAUCUUUCAAAUGAUGAAACUGUAUUGAUAUGGUAUGCUGGUAAAAAGGAGAAACAGCUUCGGCUAAGUCAUAUUUCAAGAAUUAUACCUGGACAGCGUACUGCAAUAUUUCAACGGUACCCUCAACCAGAGAAGGAAUAUCAAUCAUUUUCUCUAAUAUAUGGCCACAGGUCCUUGGAUUUGAUAUGCAAAGACAAGGAGGAAGCUGAAAUCUGGUUUGUUGCCCUCAGGGCAUUAAUUUCACGAGGUAACUGUCAAAGAUGGAGAAAUGAAGCAAGUGAUAGUGUAUCAUUAGAUAGUUCAAGUGCCUUUACACAGAGAAACUCUUCAUCAAUUGUUUCAAAUAGCAGCAGCGAGAUAAAUCAUAAGGAUCCAGGGAGUAUUCAAACAAUUCCAGUUCCUUUUGAGAAUCUUCCACAGAAAAGAUUGGGGAGAGCAUUCUCUGAUGUUAUAUCAUCUAAUGCAGCAAUGCUGUGUUUCCCUCAGACAGAUUUUAUUGCCAAUCCUCUCUUCUCACUAUCAUCCGGGGGUGUAGAUGAAAUAAAUGGUCGUAGCUCUGCAGACACUUUUCGAGCCAGUUUCUCCAGUGCUGUAAGUUCAUCCAGCCAGGGAUCUUCUCUUGAAGAUUUUGAUGCUCUAGGGGAUAUUUUUAUUUGGGGAGAAGGAACUGGUGACGGGUAUUUGGGUGGUGGUGUGAAUAGAGUUGGAAAAUCAUCUGCUGACAGAAUAGAUGCACUUUCACCAAAGGCUCUGGAAUCAAUUAUUGUGCUUGAUGCUCAAAAUAUUGCUUGUGGCAGUAAGCAUGCUGUGUUAGUUACCAAACAGGGGGAGAUCUAUAGCUGGGGAGAGGAGUCAGAUGGCAGGCUUGGGCAUGGAGUAGCUGCUGAUGUUUCAAACCCAAAGCUUAUCAAAGCUCUCAGUGGAUUGAACAUUGAAUCAGUAGAAUGUGGAGAUUUUCAUACUUGUGCUGUAACGCGAUCUGGGGAUCUUUAUACAUGGGGUGGUCUUCUUGGACAUGGGAGUGAAGUCAAUUGUUGGACCCCUAAAAAUGUAAGUCGUCAGAUAAAGGGCUUGCAUGUUUCAUCCAUCUCUUGUGGACCUUGGCAUACAGCCGCUGUUACAUCAGUGGGUCAGUUGUUCACGUUUGGUGAUGGAACUUUUGGUGUCCUAGGCCAUGGAGAUCGUAGUGGCACAACCAUGCCCAGAGAAGUUGAAACUUUGAAAGGACGACGGACUGUGAGAGUAUCUUGUGGUGUUUGGCACACUGCUGCAAUUGUGGAGCUUACUACUGCACCUUCAAGUUCUGGUAACCCUUCAAUUGGAAAGCUCUUCACCUGGGGGGACGGUGGAAAAGGCCAGCUUGGACAUGGCGAUAAAGAGCCUAGACUUGUUCCAUCCUGUGUAGCAGUGUUGGAUGACACGAAUUUCUGUCAAGUAGCCUGUGGCCAUUACAUUACAGUUGCUCUUACAACUUCAGGUCGAGUAUAUACAAUGGGGAGUGCUGAUUAUGGACAACUUGGGGUUCCUGGAAGUGCCGGUAAGCUUCCCAAGUGCAUUGAAGGUAAGAUCAGAAAGAAUUUCAUUGAAGAGAUAGCGUGUGGUUCUCAUCAUGUUGCAGCUUUGAGUUCAAGAUAUGAGGUUUACACUUGGGGAAAGGGAGAAAAUGGUCAAUUAGGUCAUGGAGACAAUGAUGACAGAAACACUCCCACACUCGUCCAAGCUCUGAAAGACAAAAGAGUAAAGAGUGUGGCAUGUGGAACCAAUUUUACCGCUGCCAUUUGUCUUCACAAAAGGGUGUGUGAUGCUGAUAAUUUUGUAUGUUCUGGUUGCCAAAAUCCAUUUAGUUUCAGAAGAAAGCGCCAUAACUGCUACAACUGUGGGCUAGUUUUUUGCAAAACAUGUAGCAGUAGGAAAUCUCUGAAAGCCUCUUUGGCACCAAAUAUGAACAAACCUUAUCGUGUGUGUGAUGCUUGCUUUAACAAACUAAAGAAGGCCACGGAAUCCGGAUUGACCUAUAGACUUCCUGAAGUCCCACAUGGAAAUAAGAAUUGCAGUGCUGGUGAGGUAAAAGAGAGAGAGACCCUGGAUCAUAAAUCACACAGCCUAUUAUCUAGGCUCUCUUCAUUUGAUUCAUUCAGACGGCCUGACACCCAAUUUUCCAAGCAGAACAAGACAUUGGACUCCAACAGCAGUCAUAUUUCUCUCUUGCAAAAUGGAAGUCUUCAAAGGAGAAGCUCUUAUACAUCAAUAACUUCUACAAUUGAAAAUUCACAAAGAAUAUCUACACUUGUUCCUGGAUCAGAUCCAGAUUCCAGAGCAGCAUGUCCUAUCUCUACAAAGUCAAGUCCUCCUUGUUUGAUCUCACAUAAAGUGGCUUUCGCUGAGCUUGCAUGUAAUGAAGUGAUUCUUAAUGAUUCAACCAACCCAGAUGACAGUGUCACCAGUGAAAUAUCAAUAUUAAGGGCACAGGUAGAGGAUCUUACUCGUAAAUCUCAACUCCUAGAAGCAGAAAUUGAAAGAACAAGAAGGCAGCUUAAAGAGGCAACAGAUUUAGCCAGGAGGGAAGUAGAGAAAAACAAAGCUGCAAAGGAAGUAAUUGAAUCUCUAAGCUGGCAGGUGAGAAAACUGUAUAGUUCAAAACGUUUAUCAUUGUGUGACCUUUAUUUUCAUCAGCAAUAUUCUUCAAACUUCAGCUCAUAUCUUGUGGUCAUAUUGUUUUCUGUGGUUUGGAAUUUUAUUGUGGCAGCACGUUCUUGA